GCUACGCGUCUGUGGUAGUGCGGCGUCGCCUCGACUCUGUUCGCGCAGUCACAACUCGUUCGACCGUCGAACUGAACGCUUCCGCUUUGUGGAAAACGGGAAAACGAACGUGUCGAAGUUGACGUGCGCGCCUUUUCAUCGUUUUGCUGUCAUCAUUCGCGGAAAUCUUUUGUUCAUAGUUUUUGAAUCGAGACGGUGCACGUGUUUGCAGGAAUUUGCGCGACAUCUCAUUUCGUCAGUUCACGGUGGACGGUGUUCUCCCGCGGAAACAAGAACCAUGCGAUUUUCCUGGAUGUUCGUAGCCACGGUGCUGCUAGUUCUAGUCACCGAGGCGAGGUGUAAGCGAAAAUUUGAUGGGGAUUUCGAGUUUGCUGAAGAGGAUGACACGCGCAUAAUGAAAGUGGGAGAUAAGAAGAAAUGGAUACACGACCCAAAUAGUGAACUUUGUCGUCCACUGAAUUGCAAGAAGAAGGAUUUGUGUCUUCUUAAGGAUACAUUCACCGCUGUUUGUGUUUCCAAGAAGGAACUUGAAAAAUCAGGAGACAUAGUAAUCCCGAAAUCCAGGGCGGUUCAGCAGAAUCGACGAAUGAGAACGGAAACUUCGGUCGACACGGAGGACGACGACGCCUUCUUCGAUUCCGAGGACGAUGACGAGGAUCAGGACGAGUCCAAAUGUCAAGAGUGCCCCGUGGUUAAGCCGACGUUCCUUUGCGGAAGCGAUAAUCGCACGUACAGCUCCCCAUGCCGGCUGGAAUACCACAAUUGCAUCCACCACACGUCGGUCCGCAUCGCCUGCAAAGGAUUCUGCCCCUGCAAAGCUUCUGAUCUUCGUGCCCACAACAAGAAGAUGCAACUGCAACGACAGAAGUCUCUUUCCGGCAAGAUGCGAAAUCGUGACAUAACGUUGACACCACACGUUUUCAACUAUGACAAUCAUCAUUACCAAUACUUGAAAUAUUCCAAACGUGCCAAGGCACUGGCUGGAAGCAAGUACGACGACAAGCAUCUGAUGAGCAACGAAGUAAUGGAAAAGACUCCAUCCCCCUUAAAAUCGACGUACAACUCCCAAUCAUCGCGAAACUCUGAUUGUCCCCCGUCAUCCAAGCCGGCAAUGGCGAAUCGUCUCCUGGAUUGGUUCUCUGUCGUGAUGGCUGAUUCUAAACACCGUCGCCCUCAUCCUAAACCUAAAGGUCACUUCCCUAUCGGCUGCCAGAGCGAGGUCAGGUGGAUGUUCGGACAUUUGGACAGCGACAACGAUGGCAGACUCUCUCUUUCCGAGUUGUACGGGCUGGAACACGAUCAAAACGAGCCGUGUCUGAAACCGUUCCUCGACGGUUGCGACACGGACAGAGACAUCUUUGUAAGUGGUCCUGAAUGGUGUGGAUGCUUUUCAAAGGCUGAACGCCCCUGUGCCGCUGUACGUAAACGAUCAUCACCCGACGUUGCACCUGCUUGCGAUUCUCGAGGGUAUUAUCGAAGCACCCAGUGCCAUCGUGGUCUAGGACUCUGUUGGUGUGUGGAUCCUCAUGGUGUGGAAUUCGCUGGGACUAGAACACGUGGCAGCAAGCCAGAUUGCGACACGAUCGUGAACAAGAUCAGCAACGGUGGAUUAAAGACGAAUAGCGUGGAUUUGGACGAUGACGAAGAUGGUGGUACAGAUUCUGCCCAGGAUCUCGAAGGGUCCGCCGAUCAGCCAUUAGACUUUUAGAUUCCUUAGAAUCAGCCAGCAACAACAGAAACGGGAGCAGCAACUUAACGUGAUAUCGAACAGCCGGACGACACGAUUCCUCUUGUAAAGGAGAAUUGAAAACCGUUCUCCCGGUUGUCCACUGAUUUCGAGUAUCGCCGUUGUGAUUGGAGGUGUCUUCAAGUGAAACAGGUCGGCGUAGGCUGCGACUCACGCGUGAACCUAAAAGUCAGAGGAGCAACGAAACAAGUAUGAGGAUUAACGAGAUGUGACACGAGCAGCGGAUAACCUCUGGCAUCGUGGUUGCACGACUUGAAUAUUAAGUCCUCUUUGUCCAUUGGUCAUGAUCCUUAACCCGAGAAUGAUCAUUUUUUUAUAAUAAUUGAUUUAACAUAUUUUUUAUUAAUUGAACUUAGUUUAUAGAUUGAAUUUAAAUAAUGGAUAUUGAUAUAAAUAUUUUUUUUUAUUUUUUAUUGUUAUUUUUUUUUUUUUUCUUUUCUUUUGUUUAUAACACAAGUGCCAAACGGGUUAAGAAGCUGCUGAAUCGAAGAAUCGUAGGAUGCUUGUACAGUGCAAUAAUUGAAGGGCUAAAUCGUGCAAUAACAAUCUCGUGUGACGCUCUAUUUUAAUCAAACAUCAUACAGGAGAUAUCGAUGUUCGACGCAGUGACAGAAUCGUCCUUAUAAUUUUAAUGAGAUACGUUGUACCCUGUGUGCCUGUCGAGGUACCUCCAUGCACAACUCUAUAAAUAAUAUAAUUAUAUACUAUUUAUGCAUUUACAAACUAGAAGUUUCGCGAGAGAGAGAGAGAAGAGAGAGAGAAAGAGAGAGAGAAAGAGAGAGAGAGAAAGAGAAAAAAAACAAUGCAAUAGGAGAAGGGAAAGAAGCUCAUCCUCCAUCGGGUAAAAUUCACAUGUCCACUCCACGACGUAUAGAAAUUAUAAUAUCUUUAAAAAAAAAAAAAAAA
Messenger RNA from Apis dorsata (giant honeybee), 2653 nucleotides. RefSeq names its product proteoglycan Cow (gene Cow). The record is from RefSeq and is a predicted model, not a curated record. Gene Ontology annotation, biological process: establishment of protein localization to extracellular region. Gene Ontology annotation, molecular function: calcium ion binding; protein binding. The transcript is spliced from 10 exons. Bases 278 to 1708 code for a protein of 476 amino acids. NCBI's taxonomy places the organism in Eukaryota, Metazoa, Arthropoda, Insecta, Hymenoptera, Apidae.